This is a messenger RNA of Anopheles coustani, 3164 nucleotides long. RefSeq names its product protein vav (gene Vav). Gene Ontology annotation, biological process: cell migration; regulation of GTPase activity. The transcript is spliced from 13 exons. The record is from RefSeq and is a predicted model, not a curated record. Bases 142 to 2475 code for a protein of 777 amino acids. Gene Ontology annotation, cellular component: cytoplasm. Gene Ontology annotation, molecular function: protein binding; guanyl-nucleotide exchange factor activity. Lineage: Eukaryota; Metazoa; Arthropoda; Insecta; Diptera; Culicidae.
GUGUUGUUUUGUUUUUAUUCCCUUUCGUUUUUCUCGUACUAUCUUCUUCACUGAUUGAAAAUCUGUGCAAGGUUUCAUACUGACUACUGAACAUAUCCGGAAGCGGAUCGACGCAGUUGGUAAAUUUCGCUUCCUCCAGAUAUGGCGACAACAAAUUCCAACAAUGCCACUGACGAUCUGUGGCGUGAAUGCGCUGCCUGGCUGACCCGCUGCAAUAUCAUUCCGACCGAUCAUCGUGCAAACCAUUCCGAUUCUGAUAUCAAAGUACUUGCCACCAUCCUUCGCGAUGGGGUCCUUUUGUGUAAUUUGGCAAAUUUCUUGGACCCGUCGUCGUUCGACAAGAAAGAUUUCAGUAGGAAACCACAAAUGGCUCACUUUCUUUGCAUUCAAAACAUCAAACUGUUCCUGGAUGCAUGCAAAACAAUCUUCGGAUUAAAGGAAGUGGAUUUGUUCGAGCCUACGAUGCUAUACGAUUUAACAAAUUUUCAUCGUGUUUUGUUGACCCUCUCCAAACUGUCCACCUGCAGGAAGGUGCAAACUUCACAUAAUAUACUGGGUUUCACUCCACAUACUGCCCAAGCAGAGAGAACUAGUUUGGAGGAUGAUAUCUACAAAGACUUGCAAGCAAGUACUUCAAAUCCGGUAGAUUAUGGCAGUCACGAUGAGCAUGAUAUGAAGGUAGAGGAAGUUUAUCAGGAUUUGUGCUCGAUACAAAAUGUUGCUCGCAACCAGCUUGCAUCGUCGACCAGUAAUUUAGAACAGCGUGACUUUGUUAUCAAGGAGCUACUGGACACGGAGAAGAAUUAUCUCGAGGCACUAAAUGCGCUCAAGUACGUGUUUAUGACACCGCUGGAAAAGCAUCUCUCCAAAGAGGAAUUACGGGCAAUUUUUCCCUGCAUUAAGGAGCUUGUAGAAAUCCAUACGAAAUUUCUGGACCGAUUACACGAAGCUGUCUCUCCUGGAUCGAAACUAAAGCUCAGCACGACUUUCCUGGAGUUUCGUGAACCAUUUCUCGUCUAUGGCGAAUAUUGCUCGUGCAUGACUAGUGCCGUCGAAACGCUGCGGGAAGUGUGUAAAAAAUCUAGUGCUGUUGAGCAAACUGUUUUGCAUAGUCAAAAAGAACACAGUGAUGGAAGAUUGCAGUUACGUGACAUUCUCUCUGUCCCGAUGCAACGUAUACUAAAGUACCAUUUAUUGCUAGAUAAGCUUGUACAAGAAACAGUGCCAACACAUGAGGAUUUCCGUGGUUUAGAACGUGCCAAAGAAGCGAUGGUCGACGUUGCACAGUAUUCCAACGAAGUCAAACGUGAUUCAGAACAUUUAAUAGUAAUUCAAAAAGUUAAGGAGAGUAUCUCAGAUCUGAAUUUGCCGAACGGCAACAAUCUCGAACAGUACGGUAGAUUACUGCUGGAUGGUGAUCUUAACAUCAAGGCGCAUGAAGAUCAGAAGAUGAAGCAUCGAUAUGCGUUUGUGUUUGAGAAAGUGAUGAUACUAGUGAAGAAUUCAAACACCAAAAUUGGGGAAGCACAGUAUUCUUUCCGCGAGGCCCAUAAUCUGCUCGAUUACAGGAUAGAAAUACUCAACUCGCGGCGCACGUUAGGUCGUGAUGGUCGUUUGAAGUAUUCCCUGUUGUUGGCACGUAAAACUCAAGCGACUGCGUUUACGCUCUACAUGAAGACAGAAGAAGAACGUGAAAAAUGGAAACGAGCUUUUGAUGCGGCAAUGGAAACAUUGGAACCUGUAGGGUGUAAGAAUACUGAUCAUAAGUUUUCGAUUCACACCUUCGACACUCCCGUCAACUGUCGACAUUGUUCCAAAUUUUUGAAGGGAAAAAUACACCAAGGGUAUAGGUGUAAGGUAUGUGAAAUCAUCGUACACAGGGGAUGCAUUUCAUCCACGGGUCGAUGCAAGCAGCUGCAACAAACACCGCCUCCGGUGUGCGACCGUUUGCUGGCCGAAUUUAAUUGGUUCGUUGGUACAAUGAAUCGCGAUUCUGCUACCCAGCGGCUGGAGGGCAAAAAGAUUGGAACCUAUCUGUUACGCGUCCGUCCGCAAGGUGCCUCUCAUGAAAGUGAGACGAUGUAUGCGCUUAGCUUGAAAACCGAUAACAAAAUUAUCAAGCAUAUGAAAAUUUAUCAGAAAAAGGAGUCACAAAACAUGUUUUACUACCUGUCGACGAGACGAUAUUUUAAAACAAUUAUAGAAUUGGUUUCAUUUUACGAGCGCAAUGAUUUGGGAGAAAAUUUCGCUGGUUUAAAUCAGCUUCUUCAAUGGCCUUUCAAAGAGGAGAUCGUCACAGCCGUCUACGAUUUUGCACCGACCGAGUUGAACCAGUUACCAAUGCGAAAAGGUUGUCAAGUGAUCGUUAUUGGUAAAGAAGGGGAUAGCAAGGGUUGGUGGCGUGGGAAAACAUUAGAGAAGGUUGGCUUCUUCCCUAAAGAGUAUGUCCGCGCUGCAGUCGUCGGAGAAGUGUGAAGAAUCGUGCUUCUUUUAUUAAUCGUAUUAUUGUUAAAACAAAAUCUGAUCGUUGUUCAAAACCCGGUAGCUGUUUUUACAUGUAACUAUUAUCGGCAUUGUUAACGAACUUGUCGUAGUCGCAAAGUACAGACAUGUACAAAAAUCAGGCAGUCUAAAUAUUGCUAUUUACAUGCGGUAGUGACUAGUAUUGCUACCCUGCUGAAUAGAACAGUUGUACCAAACUGAAGGUGCAAACCAUUGUAUCUCACAAUGGAGUUUUAAUAUACCGAAAAGCGUAAAGCAGAUAGAAAAACUACAUAAAUUAAUUUUUAUACACAGAUUCGUAGCAAGAGUAGUGUUAUGAAUCUCACCACUUUCCUCUCUAUACUCACCACUACUGGUCUAAACUAUGGAUUCCAAACUCUUUUAGAAGCCUUUCGAAUCGGAAACGUAUUUCGCUUAGGUUAAUCAGUUCAAUGUCUUGGUAGAAAAAACCAACUAAAAAAAAGCUAUCCUCACUAUAGGCGUAUUUAAAUGGUUGUAAAAGUUAUACUUACAAGGCUCGACGUCAAUAUUUAUCUUCGAACAAUGUGCUAGCCACGUGGAGCUUACUUUAUAAAAGCAAAAAAAAAAAUGUCAAGAUUUCCAAUGAUUACUUCGAAGAAAAUGUUCCUUUACAUCAGACCAUUGAAAUGGAUCCACUUAUU